AUGACUAGAUUCAUAAACUUAGAAUCCGAACCCAUCCAAGAGAAAGUCCCCGAUGCCAAAAGCCAUAUAAGCAUUGGAGGUUGCGAGCUUAAUAUGAUUCUUGUUGAGAACAAAUUUGUCCCAGUCUUCAAAGACGGCGCUUGUUGGUUUCUCAAUCGAAACAAUAGUACCAAAGCGAUCUUUCUCAUAGGCAGUCUUGCUGGCCAGGUUCCACGUGGAAGGACCGAUCUCAACAAGUCAACAGCAUUCUUGCAGGUCAGACCAAACUCGCUCUCCAGCUUCAUCAGAGUCUUGUUUAUGCCAAUGCCCACAAAGUUCAAACUGAUGAACCCGUUCGGUGUCAAGACCAAUGAUCAUCUUUCUGUUGUUGUUGUUGGACAAGAAUGUCUUCACGAGACGGUUGAUGUCGUUUUCUUUUUCAGUUACGGUCGUUUUGAUGCGAGCUGCUCCAAUUUGCACAACCGAAGUAGACAUCUUUGGAAAUAUUAUGAAGAGAGGAAAGGACCUGUGUAG
This is a messenger RNA of Microthlaspi erraticum, 513 nucleotides long. NCBI's taxonomy places the organism in Eukaryota, Viridiplantae, Streptophyta, Magnoliopsida, Brassicales, Brassicaceae. The record is from the annotation of a GenBank genome assembly.